CAAGCGUUGCCACAGACCACAGACAGAUUACAAAAUUUGCUGCAAGUUUGUGCCUGGUUUCAUAAAAUUUUUUAUUUCUUCUUUUAGAUUUAGAAUCCAUUUUAAGAUACACUAGUCACUACGCUUGAUUUUAGUGUAUUAUUUUCCCGUGAACUUUAAAUGUGACUUCCCAGACGUUCUAUUCUCCAUUGGAUACACUGUAUUGACACUAAUUGUAUCUCGUCGUAAAGUAUUAUAGUUCAACAGUUUUUUAAAAAGUACGUCGUAUUACUCGUAAUUAUUAAUUUGUAUGUAUCUAAAGUUGUAAGGAAAUCGUAAUUAAUAAGUUUCACCGCAGUAUCAAUCUUAAAAGUGCAUGGAAUGUGAUGACAAUGGGAUCAAGCGUGCAGCUUCGGCAGCGGCGGGUGGGCGCAGGCUCCAGCGGAAGCGCAGAGCUGCUGGUGCAGGCGUCGUGCGGCUGGCGCUCCCCGCUGCAGUGCCUGGCUCGGCUGCUGUGCGACCAGUACAAAACCAUCACCUGUCGCCUGCUGCCCCGGCCCUGCCCUCAUCACAUCUUCAACCACAGGAUCCUCCCUUUAUGAACAACAUGGAUGAGAUAUCAUACUGGAUUUACACCAAGAGAGCACCCUGUCUCUUCAACUAUGACAACAUUCUGAAGAAACAAGUGGAGCAAGCUCAAUGCUCUACAGCGAAGCCGCCAAGUGUUAAAAGCAAAAUUGAAGAUGAAUCACCCAGAAAGAAAAGAAAAUUGCAACUGUUGGACGAUGAUUCUGUAUCUACAGAAAAGCGACAGAAUGUGUACUUCAAAGCUCCACAGAAUCAAAAACCUGCAAUUGAGAGUCGCAAAUCUGAUAUGGAUGGCUCUGAUACAGAUUUCAAUAUUAAGCCAUCAUCAGCACAGAAGAAGUCAAAAAAGAUGAAAUUACAAAAAAAUUGUCAACGAACAGUGUGUAAAAAGACUAAAAUUGCUACAUCAACACCCAAAGCAAGUUUAAGGAGAAGUCUUCGAACGGCUCAGCGGAACUUAAACUGUACCUUUCAAAUAUACAAUGCUAGUAUCAUGAACGGUAAACAAGAUGCACAGAAAGCAGGAGACACCAAUCUACUGCAGAACCCACCCACCAACAACAGAAGCAAGAGCAAGGUAACAAUGCCCGGGAAAGACACCAUCAAAAUGGAAAUAAACGGCCAGUUUGAGGACAUGAGUGAUGUGUCUGGUUUGACAGCUAACUACAUCCGUUCCACCAAAAUGCAGUCAUCAAAGAGGCCAAACAAAUUGAGGAACCAAAAUAAUAGGAACCUCUCUAAACAAGCUAACCAGGCUGAGCCUAACAAAGUGAUAGCUUGUGUGAACAAGUCUGUCAACACAGGUUUCCCUGACACUGGUGCUAUGAAUUGCAGCUCUGACUCGUCACAAAAUGCUCUUAAAUUAGUAUCAAUGAGAACUCACAGUCAACCUACUGGGGUGACACAAAGCACUUCUCUAAUAAAAUUGAUGGAACCAAACUUGGAAGGCAAUAAUACUAGAAACAAAAUUACUAAACAAGAUAGUAAAAAUAAUUUACACAUUUCUUUCCAGUCUGGAAGCAGUGGUGCGUCCAGGUAUCCUCGAAGGCACAAACACAAUCCCACAGAAACUCCUGAACCAAACUGUUCAACUAAAAUCAACAAUAACUCUAGAACAAAACCCUGCAGUAGUAAAUACAACAUGCGCAAGGGAACAAUAAACUUGAAUCUGAAGGAAAAUUCAGAAGAGAGAAUAAUUUCCAGGCCUAGAAGUGGACAGAGAAGACGUUUAAAAACUGAUGUCGAGGAAACUGAUAAUUCAGUGGUGCAAUUGAAGAGCUCCACUGAUCAGGUGAGCUCUACUCCAGUUGUGAACGUAGCUCGUCUAAAUAUGAAGAGCCCCAAGAAGAACAAUACCACAUCCAGAUGCCUCCGCAGCCGAACAAAGGACAAAGUGGAACGGCCGUGCAAGGACUCGGCUAGUGAGGGAAGUAAUAAGAAACUCGGCGACGGCAUGAACUGUGCCUUAGAACAAUCUGUACAAAAAUCUGUAAGAAAAGGUAAAAAGACAGUGACUAAAAGCCGACCUUCGUUGAGGGACUCGUCGAGGAACAAGAGUGGUUUUGCGGCUUGUUUCUCUGACAGUGAGAGUGACAGUGAACCUCUGAGACUGAGACAAAGCAAGUUUUUCUCUUAGCAUUUUAAACAUUGUUAAUAAUUGUAAGAGCCCUCGCACUUUGCAUUUUCACAAGAGAAGCAACUAAAGGCUAAGUUACACAACAACAGUGACAAUAGGCUAGUUGACACUUUUUUAAAUGUUCUUAAAUAGUUCAUUAACAUUCUACUAGACUGAAAAAAAAUUUUUCAUAUCUUUUCGAGACGGGACUACAUGAAAAUUUUAGUUUUAAAUAUGUUUUUGACAAUACUACGCAAAACACCUGUAGGCCAUGAUGGUCUAUGUUUCAACUGUUUCAUGACGUCGAAAAGUUGGAGGUGCAUGCCCCGGACAGGAUUCGAACCCACACCCUCCAGAAUCGGAGGCAGAGGUCAUAUCCACUAGGCUAUCACGGCUGAGUAUUUAUACAUUAUAUAAAUGUAUAUGAAUAUUACAAUAUCAACUAUCUUAGUACCCAUAAUACAAGCAACUCUGUAUGCUUACUUUGGGGCUACAUAGUGAUGUGCAUGGUAUAAGUAUAUAUUUAUUUAUUUAUUUUAAUAUGUAUACAGUCACAAAUUCAGUUCACAACAUGACUGGACUUCUAUUGUGAAAAUGUUGAGCGAGGUACAUAUGAUAGCUUUGAGCUAAUAAAUAAUAUUAUUACUGAAAUUUCACUCUGGUAGUUGUUUUUGGCAUACGUCAUACUCUCUUGUAUAAAUAUUGGAUCUGUUUGAGACAGUUUUGGAGCUUUAUUCCAUGUAUUACGAUUAAUCUGUGCAUCUAAACAAACAAUCAUUUAUACAUAUUCUAUUUUAAUAGGAAGAUUUAGCUUUACUGUUAUUAGUAGGUGUACAGACGGUUGCAUUUGUUUCUGAAACUGAAGGAAAGUUGGCUCCCCAUUGUAUCACCCUAAUAAUUGAAAAAUGUGAUAUGAAUAGUAUUGCUAUUGUGAAUACCGCUUAGAGAUUGCGUUUUUGACAGCUCGGUUGAAUGGCCGAUGGAACUGGCGUACAAGGUUGUUGAACUGCGCUGUUACAAGGUUUUGCCAAACAUUUGUCUUUGUAGUAAUGAGACAAACACCGAAUUGUAAUUGAAUAUGUUUUUUGAUCACAACCUGUCAUAAACGCAAUCUCUGAGCGGCCGGAUGUUAACACUCCUUCAGUUACACAAACACGUUUGUCCUGUCAACUUACUACUGCAGCCAAAGCCAAUUCUUCAUCAUAAAUUUAGAAUAUCUAAGAAAACAUAUAUGAAUAACAAAAGAAAAAAUUAUUUAAAAACAGUGAUAUUUCAAAUAUCUUCAAUUAAAUUGAUUUGAGUAAAUAAAUUGUCAUUUACAACUAAUAUAAUUACUAUAAUAUAAAGGAGAUGGUCCAUUUUAGGUCCACUCUUGUACCCUGAAUCAUUAAAAUUUAACAAAUACAAGGAUUUUAUUAAAAUCUAAAUAAAUUAAUAAAUCUAAAUAAAAUUAAAACCCAAGUUUUUGAGUUAUAUCAAGAUGGCGUCCUUAUAAGUAUGACCAUGACAAUUGACAGCAAACUUCAAAUCGACUACUGCAUUGAAAACGUCAUCAAUCUGCCAUUAUUACCCGUAUUAGUGUUGAAUUUCUUGGGAGAGAAUGAAUAUUAUUUCAAAAGAAAUAAAGUAAAUUCGUAGAUUUGUUUAAUCAAAAAUAACUAAAAAAAUAUUUUCUUUUAUUUCCGCCAGGGUACAAUGACUGAUCCUGGGCUCCAAUUUUGGACCAUCUCCUUUGUAAUACCUCUGUCCAAAAAAAUUAUCAACACCAUUGUUUUUACAUAAUCACAUUUUAUUACCUAAAAUCCUGUCAUUCAUACCUAAGGUAUAAUGUUAUGUGAUUGUAAAUAUCCAUACAGUUUAUACAAGAAUUACAGAAGAAUGUUUGUGUGUUUGUGCAUCACUACUGAGGUUAUGAGAGAAGCUGAUGUAUUUAUAUUAAGAGCUUGCUUCAAGGAUGUUAAAGCUGACAACAAUGGGCAAGUGUGCUGUAGAUAUUGUUCAAAUUGUAAUAUUGUAGAACAAGAGCUUGCAAUAGCACAUUAUACGAAGGCGGAAUGUUUGUCUGUCCGUAGUAUAUGUAGCCAUUUAUAGUUUGAAGCAAAUUCACUUUUCAAGGUGUGGGUUUCAAGGGUCCAAACUUUUGACUAUUUAUAUUAGGCACCUGGGUCGCUAGAUAUUACAACUCUAGCAAAGAUCAAUGAUCUAACGCGUUUAUAAAAACUGUUGCUAUAGAAUCGAUGUUUCACUGUUGUAAUCGUUUUCGUCGUGUAAAGAGCUCCCCAAAAAUGCCGGUUUGUGUAGUUGAAUGGCAUAAAAAAUGGCCAACUACAUGUAGUUUACUAAUAGAUGGAGUUACGUUUUAUUUGUAUUUCUACCUUGAUUAUAUCAAAUUUGUAAUAAAAACUAUCUAAAAAGAAUCGAUUCUUCUGACGAGUACCUAAUCUGUGGAUAGUCUCGCCAAUGUGUUUCUUAAUCUGUGUAAAAAUUACGCGUGUGUGCAUUGCGAAUCUAAUUUAUAGUUGUGUGUAGUGUAUGGACACAACAUAUAUAUUUUAAUGGUGUUAAAUAUUUUCGAAUCUUAUAAAGCUGUUUGUUUGCUUUAACUCUCGCUAAUCUCAGGAACUACUGAUCCGAUUUAAAUAGCCCAUUUAUCGAGGAAGGCUAUAGGCUAUAUAUUAUCCUCGUAUUCCUACGGGAACGGGAAUCACGCGAGUGAAACCGUGCGGCGUCAGCUAGUGGUUAAUAUAAAGCUAAGUGACUGGCGAUCGGAGAUAUUUCUCAUGUUAUGCCAUGGAAAAUAUUAAAAAAAUAUAUUUGGACAGUUGAGGACCCUUGAAACCUUCCAAAAACACCACAGUCCAAAUUCUAUAAAUAGCUACUGUAGGUAUAGUGGGAUGCAAUGCGCGCGCAGAAUAAUGCCCCACCGCGGCCCCCCUACGUUGCGGCUGAUACCUAAAAUCUUGUAUUGCACAGCUUAAAGCACGAUGCAUGGAAACGUCAUAAAGAUUGUUUCCGACUAUACUUACAUGUACCUAAUAGGCGCAUAUGCUACAAAACUCAGCCUUUGGCAUGGUUUGUGUGGCUAUUGCAUGCUCUUAGUGCAUUGUGUUAUUAGUGAUUAGUUAUUUGUUAACUUAUUAUAUUUAGGCGUUUUUAUGAAUGAAAUUUAAAUACAUACUGGAUGUACGAACACGAAUAAAAUUUGUGUUUCGUGCGCAAAUUUUAUUGUAAGUGCCAUUUUAAGUGACUAUAAUUUUAAUCAACUGUAUCUGUGUCUGUGACCACGACAGUCUGUUGUUGUCAUAGUGCACAUUGUAGUUUAGACUACGUAUAUUAAAACUGUUUAUUUUGUAUUAAAUUUUUGUGUAAUAAAUACAUACUUUCACUGUU
Bicyclus anynana (squinting bush brown) is the source of this 5572-nucleotide messenger RNA. RefSeq lists its product as uncharacterized. Bases 356 to 2203 code for a protein of 615 amino acids. The transcript is spliced from 2 exons. NCBI's taxonomy places the organism in Eukaryota, Metazoa, Arthropoda, Insecta, Lepidoptera, Nymphalidae. The record is from RefSeq and is a predicted model, not a curated record.